Cyanidioschyzon merolae strain 10D is the source of this 822-nucleotide messenger RNA. Its product is annotated as similar to electron-transfer-flavoprotein, beta polypeptide, mitochondrial precursor. Gene Ontology annotation, cellular component: cytosol. The record is from RefSeq and is a predicted model, not a curated record. The transcript is spliced from 2 exons. Gene Ontology annotation, molecular function: electron transfer activity. Bases 1 to 822 code for a protein of 273 amino acids. NCBI's taxonomy places the organism in Eukaryota, Rhodophyta, Bangiophyceae, Cyanidiales, Cyanidiaceae.
AUGCCUCCCCCCUGCUUCAGGGUUCUAGUUGGCGUGAAAAGAGUUGUUGAUUAUGCAGUCAAAGUUAGGAUCACACCAGAUCACAGUGGAGUGGAUACCGCGAACCUUAAAACCUCCAUGAACCCGUUCUGUGAACUCGCUGUUGAGGCUGCAGUGCAGCUGCGCGAACGCCUCGGUCCGGAGCGCGUGCCCGAAAUCGUCGCUGCCAGUGUGGGCCCCACAGCGUGCCAGGAGACCCUGCGGACAGCGCUUGCCAUGGGAGUCGAUCGUGCCGUACUCGUGAACACCGACGCAGCACCAGUGUCCGACUCCAAAGCGGGUAGCGCGCUGCAGCCGGAGCCGUUAGAUGUUGCGCGGACGCUGGCGGCGCUUCAGUCGCGACUCCAGUCGAACUUGAUUCUGCUUGGGAAGCAAGCUAUUGAUGACGAUUCGAACCAGACAGGCCAACUGCUGGCUGGAAUUUUGAACUGGUCACAAGGAACUUUUCUCUCCAAGAUCGAGGCCGAAAAAGAGCAAGAUUUGCUGCAAGUCGACCGUGAAGUUGAUGAAGGAAUUGAACGGCUCCGGCUUCGACUGCCGAGUGUACUGACUUGCGACUUGCGCCUGAACAAACCACGAUACAUAACGUUGCCGAACCUGAUGCGAGCGAAAACGAAACCGAUUGAAACGCUCAGUACGAGCGACCUCGGCGUUGCGUUGCGAACGUACUGGCAAAUUGUUCGCGUCGACGAACCACCCGCUCGCCGUCAAGUCACGAUGCUCAAAACUGUCGAUGAGCUGGUGGCGAAACUCCAGCAACUAGGCGUUUUGGACCGCGCUUGA